Trichomonas vaginalis G3 is the source of this 1044-nucleotide messenger RNA. Its product is annotated as ATPase activity, coupled to transmembrane movement of substances. The transcript has a single exon. Bases 1 to 1044 code for a protein of 347 amino acids. Gene Ontology annotation, cellular component: intracellular membrane-bounded organelle; membrane. Gene Ontology annotation, molecular function: ATP hydrolysis activity; ABC-type transporter activity; lipid carrier activity. Gene Ontology annotation, biological process: transmembrane transport; lipid transport. NCBI's taxonomy places the organism in Eukaryota, Parabasalia, Trichomonadida, Trichomonadidae. The record is from RefSeq and is a predicted model, not a curated record.
AUGUUCUCCUUGACAGCUUGGAAACGAUUUUGGAAAUCAAGAAAAGAUAUGGCACCUGCAAAUUGUGGUGAUACCCCCUUUCUUUCUGUCUCUCACCUAACAAAAGUAUACAAAGGAAAGAGAGUUAUAAAAGCUAUUGAUUCCCUUGACUUUGCUAUAGGCAGUGGAGAAAAAAUUUUGAUCAUUGGCCCAAACGGAAGCGGAAAAACAACAUUAUUAUCUUCAUUAACAGGAGCCAUUCCUUGUGAUGAAGGAAAACUUAAGGUUAAUGGAUUCAAUGCUGAUUUCGUUGAUCUCCAGAAAUGUACUGGCUUCUGUUACCAAGAAAAUGUUUUUGCUGAAGGAUUGACUGUGAAGGAGCAUCUUGAGUUUUUUGGUCGAUUGAGAGGAGCUAGUAAUGAAAAGAUCCAAGAUCAUAUAGAUUAUAUAACAUCAAAACUUAAUAUUGAUGAUUUGUUAUUUAGUGAUCCGAAAAAUCUCUCUGGCGGCCAGAAAAGAUGUGUUUCUGUUGCUAUGGCAUACAUCGGAGCACCUUCUUUAGUAAUCUUGGAUGAACCUACGUCUGGAGUUGAUGCUUACGAAAGACAGCUUCUUUGGAAGAUGGCUUCUUAUUUCGUGAACACUACAACGAUAAUUGCAAGCCAUAGUCUGGAAGAAGGAGAAAGUGUUGCAAGUAGAGUUUUCGUGAUGGACGAAGGAAAAAUAAUUUUCAUGGGAACACCUUCAGAGUUACGAGCAAGAUACAAAUGCGGCUACAGACUGAAGUUUUUGAUGGAUAAUGAAACGCAAAUUGUUGAUAAAGCAGAAGAAGUCUUGAAUUUCAUUCAGAAAAUAGUUCCAAAUGCUGUUUUAGACUAUGAGAUGUCUGAGUCAAUAAUGAUCCCUGUUUGUGACGAAAUUCCAAAAUUGUUAAAAUUUAUGGAUGAAAACGUUAAAGAGUUGGGGAUAAAUGGAUAUACAAUCACUGUUGAAGCACUUGAACAUAUCAUGCUGCGAAUGCUUGCAGACAAAGACCAGGAUAUGUCUGGAUCUAAUUUUGAUUAG